AUGUCUUUGAAAGAGCAAAAAGAACAGUUCGUCUCCAACCUCAAUGGCGGCCUGAUCGAGGAAAUUUACUUGGUAACAGGUGUAGCAUUAGCUGGCUACGUAUCACAUACAAUUUUCAAGAAGUACCUUCUUCCGAGCCUAGAAUGGGCUCUGCACGGCUCCCUCAUGUGGGAGUUCUUCUUUGAUGAGCUUUUGCUCCUUCAGGCGAUAACUGUGUUCAGUUCAAGGGUGGAUCGCGUGUAUCUUCACUCGUUGGGGCUCGCAUUGGUGAUCUUCGUUUAUGGAAUGGUGAAGAAGAGCGUGAAUAAGUCGAGUAAGCGUGAGUCUUCGAAAAAGACUGAACCUCCCAAAGAGUUCCUCCCCAUCAAGUCCUUCAUCACAGCGUAUAGAGCACAUAUGCUUGUCAUCACCAACUUGGCCAUUUUAGCUGUGGACUUCCACGCGUUUCCUCGAAGGUUUGCCAAGGUCGAAACCUGGGGUACCUCACUAAUGGAUCUUGGAGUGGGCUCUUUUGUGUUUUCCAUGGGAUUGGCCAAUUCUCGUGCCGUUAUUAAAAGGAAGCUUAUAGUUGACAACAAGGGCAUUUCUUACGGAAGAUUGCUUCUACACAACACCCUGAAGGCGUUACCAGUGCUUGCGUUAGGUUUGAUUCGACUCGUUAGCGUCAAAUCCUUAGAGUACCAAGAACAUGCUACUGAAUAUGGCAUCCACUGGAAUUUCUUCAUGACUUUGGGGCUUUUGCCUAUAAUGUUGGGUAUUCUUGAUCCGAUAUUGAACAUAGUCCCCAGGUUCAUCGUUGCUCUUGCCAUUGGAUGCAUCUACGAAUGGACAUUGAACAAUACUGGCUUGCUUACCUUCAUUUUAGAUGAGUCCAACAGACAGGAGUCACUUUUUGCUAUGAAUAAAGAGGGGCUCUGGUCCUUUUGCGGGUACCUCAGCAUAUUCAUCUUUGGUCAAUCUUUUGGCUCCUUUGUUCUAACUUCAAAACCAACUCCAAAUAAUCUUUGGGGAUCAUAUGCCCGUGGCAAGGGAAACAAGUAUUUCACGGUCACGACAACUCAGGGCUUGGUAAUUAUGACGGUGAUCUCUCACAGCUUAUUCUACGUUGCAAGGGAAUCUUUUCACACGGGCUCGAUUUCUCGCAGAUUAGCGAAUCUUCCCUAUGUACUCUGGGUGGUCAGCUACAAUGCCGUAUUCUUGUUGGGCUACAACAUGGUUGAACGUUUCAUUGGACCUCUUAAGCUGACGGUGCUUGAUGCCAUCAACGCCAACGGCCUAGCGAUUUUCCUUUUGGCCAACUUGCUCACCGGGCUUGUCAACAUGACCAUCAACACAUUGGAAGUAAACGAGGCAAAAACCUACGCUCUUUUAAUUGGUUAUGCGCUUACAUGGACCUCAGUCGCUGUUGUGUUGCACAAGUUCAAGAUAUACAUCAAACUCUAA
Molecule: messenger RNA, 1443 nt
Organism: Candidozyma auris
Lineage: Eukaryota; Fungi; Ascomycota; Pichiomycetes; Serinales; Metschnikowiaceae
Gene: GWT1
Product: glucosaminyl-phosphotidylinositol O-acyltransferase
Exons: 1
Coding region: 1-1443 (480 amino acids)
Biological process (GO): GPI anchor biosynthetic process; protein localization to plasma membrane
Cellular component (GO): membrane; endoplasmic reticulum
Molecular function (GO): glucosaminyl-phosphatidylinositol O-acyltransferase activity
Source: RefSeq, a predicted model, not a curated record